AUGCAGGCCUUAGGAUGCUUCCUCGUACUCUCAUUAUUCCUCCAUUCAUCACCCUUCUUUUCCCAUGCACUUUCCAGUGAUGAAGCCUCUUUCAUUGCUCGUCGCCAAUUGUUACACCUUCAUGAGAACGAUGAAUUACCCGAGAGCUAUGAAGAUACCUAUAAAACAAAUCUAACAUUCCCUAAUGGUAGACUCAAACGUGCUUAUAUUGCACUCGAAGCAUGGAAAAAAGCGAUAUAUUCAGACCCAACAAACUUCACUGGCAAUUGGGUGGGUCCAAAGGUUUGCUCAUACAACGGAGUUUUCUGUGAAAAAGCACUCGACGACCCAAAGAUCGAUGUUGUGGCUGGGGUUGAUCUUAACAAUGCAGACAUCGCAGGGUACAUUCCUCCCGAGUUCGGUUUGUUAACUGACAUUGCUCUUUUGCACAUAAACUCAAACAGGUUUUGUGGGGUUCUCCCAAAAAGCUUCUCCAAGCUAACGCUUUUGCACGAGUUAGAUAUCAGCAACAACCGCUUUGUUGGUCCAUUCCCCAUGCCCGUUCUUUCAAUUCCUGAUAUCAAAUACCUUGACCUGAGGUUUAAUAACUUCGAAGGGGCAUUGCCUUAUGAGCUUUUCAACAAAAGCCUCGAUGCUAUCUUUUUGAACAACAACCGAUUCACAUCCACAAUUCCAGAGAAUCUUGGUUCAUCUCCAGCUUCGGUUGUUGUUUUGGCAAAUAACCAUCUGAGUGGUUGCGUUCCUGCAAGCAUUGGUGAUAUGAAAAAGACCUUGAAUGAGUUUGUUUUAAUCAACAACAACCUUAAUGGGUGCUUGCCCUCAGACAUUGGAAAACUCGAACAGGUUUCGGUAAUUGAUGUCAGCCACAACUCGUUCGUUGGUGUAUUGCCAAGGACCUUCAACGGUCUCGAAAACGUGGAGCUGUUAUCCAUUGCACACAACAAGCUCACAGGUUUUGUGCCACGUAGCAUUUGUAGCUUGCCCAGCUUGGUUAACUUCACAUUUUCAUAUAACUAUUUCAAUGGUGAGGAAGAAGGUUGUGUGCCUCCUAGAAAGGACAUUGUGUUGGAAGAUAAGAACAACUGUAUUCCAGAUAGACCAAAACAGAAGGUGGCAAACGCUUGCAUUCCCGUCAUAAGCAAACCUGUUGAUUGCAGCAAGGCACAGUGUGGCCAAUCAUCUCAUCACUCUAAUCCUCCAACUGAAAAGUCAACACCUUCUGUACCCAAAUCACCAUCAAAAUCUACUCCUUCUGUACCUAAAUCACCAUCAAAAUCUACUCCUUCUCCCUCCAAUCCUCCAGCUGAGAAGCAAACACCACCACCAUCGAAACAAACACCACCAUCGAAACAAGAACCACCCAAAGCACCCCCAUCACCAGAAGAUGAUCCUCACCGUGAAGCACCCCGCCGACGAGAAAGACCUCCACACUCUCCACCACCACCACCUGCUGUCCACUCUUCACCACCACCACCAGUCCAUUCUCCUCCUCCACCAGUUCACUCCCCACCACCACCGGUUCACUCACCACCCCCGCCGGUUCAUUCACCACCACCACCUGUUCACUCACCACCACCACCUGUUCACUCACCACCACCACCGGUUCGCUCACCACCUCCACCAGUUCACUCACCACCACCACCUGUUCACUCACCACCACCACCUGUUCACUCACCACCUCCACCAGUUCACUCCCCACCACCACCCGUUCACUCCCCACCACCACCUGUCUACUCUCCACCACCUCCUGUUCACUCUCCACCACCCCCACAGGUACAUUCUCCUCCUCCACCAGUUCACUCUCCACCACCUCCACCGGUCUAUUCUCCUCCUCCACCAGUUCACUCUCCACCUCCUCCACCGGUACAUUCUCCUCCACCACCCGUUCACUCACCUCCACCACCCGUCUACUCUCCGCCACCACCAGUUCACUCUCCACCGCCACCAGUACAUUCCCCACCACCACCUACACCAACUGUUUCACCUCCUCCGCCAGAAGAAGAGAUUGUUCUUCCCCCUCACUUCGGCUCUUCAUAUGCAUCGCCGCCUCCACCUAUCGUUGCCGGCUACUAA
This is a messenger RNA of Gastrolobium bilobum, 2073 nucleotides long. RefSeq names its product pollen-specific leucine-rich repeat extensin-like protein 3. The record is from RefSeq and is a predicted model, not a curated record. The coding region runs from base 1 to 2073 and encodes 690 amino acids. The transcript has a single exon. Gene Ontology annotation, molecular function: protein binding. Lineage: Eukaryota; Viridiplantae; Streptophyta; Magnoliopsida; Fabales; Fabaceae.